AUGAGGAAGGUAGUCCUGGUCACCGGGGCCAGCAGCGGCGUGGGCCUCGCGCUGUGCCAGCGGCUGCUGGCGGAGGACGCCGCGCUGCACCUGUGCUUGGCGUGCCGGAACCGGGGCCGGGCCGAGGCCGCGCAAGCCGCGCUGCUGGCCGCCCGGCCCUCCGCGCAGGUGAGCACCGUGCAGGUGGACGUCUCCGACCUGCGCUCCGUGCUGCGGGCCGCCAGGGAGCUCAGGCGCAGGUUCCAGAGGCUAGACUACGUGUACCUGAACGCUGGCAUCAUGCCCAGCCCGCACCUCAACCUCCGCGCGCUGCUCUCCAGUCUCUUCUCCAGAAAGGUGAUCCAGGUGUUCUCCACCGCAGAGGGACUGCUGACCCAGGACGACAGGGUCACUGCUCACGGGCUCCAGGAGGUCUUUGCCACCAAUGUCUUUGGACACUUUAUCCUGUUCCGGGAGCUGGCCCCCCUCCUCGGCCGCGGUGACAGCCCGUCCCGGCUCAUCUGGACGUCGUCCCGCAGCGCCCGGAGGGCCAACUUCAGCCUGGAGGACUUCCAGCACAGCCGGGGCCGCGAGCCCUACAGCUCCUCCAAGUACGCGCUGGACCUCCUGAGCGUGGCCUUGAACAGGAACUUCAACCAGCGGGGCCUGUUCUCCAGUGUGGCGUGCCCGGGGACCAUGCUGACCAACCUGACCUACGGAAUCCUGCCCCGCUUCGUGUGGACACUGUUGAUGCCAAUCAUAUGGCUGCUCCGCUUCUUUGCAAACGCUUUCACCUUGACGCCGUACAACGGAGCUGAGGCCCUGGUGUGGCUCUUCCACCAGAAGCCCGAGUCCCUCAACCCUCUGACCAAGUACCUGAGCGCCACCACCGGCUUCGGGAGAAACUACGUGACGAUGGAGAAGAUGGACCUCGACGAAGAUACUGCUGAGAAGUUUUACCGGCGCCUCGUGGAGCUGGAGAGGCGCCUGCGGGCCACCGUCCUGAGCACCGACUAG
Molecule: messenger RNA, 996 nt
Organism: Pipistrellus nathusii (Nathusius's pipistrelle)
Lineage: Eukaryota; Metazoa; Chordata; Mammalia; Chiroptera; Vespertilionidae
Source: the annotation of a GenBank genome assembly